This is a messenger RNA of Triplophysa rosa, 9325 nucleotides long. Its product is annotated as collagen alpha-6(VI) chain. The coding region runs from base 319 to 8634 and encodes 2771 amino acids. The record is from RefSeq and is a predicted model, not a curated record. NCBI's taxonomy places the organism in Eukaryota, Metazoa, Chordata, Actinopteri, Cypriniformes, Nemacheilidae. Gene Ontology annotation, molecular function: serine-type endopeptidase inhibitor activity. The transcript has 42 exons.
AUUCAGUGCUGUAUUGAUACAUGAAGAGAUUUAUGUUAGCAGGAGACACAAAGCUGAUAUAAUUUGCAAUAAACCAAAAGAGAAGGCUUUUCUAUAGUGAAGAUAAACAAAUUCUAAAGCUAUUGUGUGUGUGUGUGUCUCACGAGUCGUCUUCUCCUAAAAUGGAAAUGAAGAUGAACAUCUUGAGGAUGAUGGUGUCGAGGAGUGGCUUGAUAUGAUUCUCUGAACACUUUCAGAUUCCGAGUUCUUCAUUCAGAGCCUUCAGGUUGAUUCGACCCUCGUCUUUGGUGCCGCUGUGUGGCACGAGGAACUGUCAGGAUGAAGAAGGAUUGGGAAUUACUUGGAUUGCUUCUUCUAACAGUGUGUUUUCAUGUCAACAAUGGCCAGAAAGUUGUAUGUACGCAGGAGGCCGUGGCUGACAUUGUGUUCCUGGUGGAUGGCUCGGCCAGCAUCGGGCUGGAAAACUUCCAACAAAUCCGUGUAUUCCUCUCCUCGCUAGUAAGCAUCUUCGAAGUCGCCCCCGACAAAGUGCGCCUCGGUCUGGUCCAGUACAGCGACACACCCCGCACAGAGUUUUUACUCAAUACUUACCAGAACAAAGAGGACAUUCUCAACUACAUAAAGAAUUUGCGUUAUAAAACCGGCGGCACGCAUACCGGCCAGGGUUUAGAGUUCCUGCUGAACCAUCAUUUCGUCCCGGAGGCGGGAAGUCGCACGCAGAACAACGUUCCUCAGAUUGCCGUCGUCAUCACGGAUGGAAACUCGCAGGAUGAGGUGGAACCGCACGCUCAGAAGCUCAGAGAAAGAGGGAUCAAGUUGUACGCCAUCGGGAUCAAAGAUGCAGACGAUAUCUUGCUGAAACAGAUCGCCAACAGGCCGUACGAUCAACAUGUCUACAGCGUCUCGGACUUCGCGGCUCUGCAGGGAAUCUCUCAGAGUAUCAUUCAUGAACUGUGUACUACUGUAGAGGUCUCCGUGACAACCAAAGACUGCAAUGAGACGGCUCAGGCAGACGUGGUGGUCCUCGUGGACUCAUCCAGUAGCAUCGGCGAAAAAAACUUUGCGGAAGUGAGGAAGUUCCUUCAUGCCGUUGUGGACAAAUUCAACCUUCGAGUGGACAAGGUGAGACUGGGACUCGUCCAGUUCAGUGACCAGCCGUACCCAGAGUUUCUCCUCGGUGACUACGUAGACAAGAAAGACCUGCACCGAAAACUGGACAAUCUCAUCUACCGGAAAGGAGGAACCAAUACCGGUCAGGCUCUCACUUUCGCUCAAGAGAACUAUUUCAACCUCGCCAGGAAUAACGUACCUCGGAUCGCCAUAGUCAUCACCGACGGCGAAUCACGUGACCCCAUGGAGGAACCUGCUCAGAAGUUACGAAAUCAGGGAGUUUCCAUCUUUAUCAUCAAAGUGGGAAAGGGCAACAUCUCAAAACUGCGCGCCAUCGCUAACAGCCCGCAUGAGGAGUUCUUGUUCAGUAUCGACAGCUAUCAGGAACUGCAGGGUCUGCAAGAGAGUCUGCGCAACAAACUCUGCUUUACCGUCAGUGAACAGUUGAUGGGUUUUGUCCCCAAAUUUGCUGAUCUCUUCAUACUGGUUGAUAGCUUAGCAUCUAAACAAGACUCAAUUUUAAUAAGGAAUUUUCUGCCAAGAUUGAUCAACCAGCUGAACACGGGUAAGGAUUCCAAUCGCGUUGGCUUGGCUCAGUUCAGCGAAAAUGUCAAAGAAGAAUUCUUGCUCAAUACUGACAAGUCCAAAGCUGAGAUGGUGACCCACGCCCGGAGCCUUCAGCUGAAGCCCACGGGUCAGCGCAGAAUCGGUAAUGCCAUUGAAUACGCUCGCAAACAUUUCCUCACCAACGCUGCGGGGAGCCGCGUCUCUGAUGGCUUUAAACAGUUCCUGUUAGUCAUCGCAGCUGGAGAAUCAGCCGACAGUACCGUCCAGGCAGCUCGCUCCAUCAAAAAAGACGCUGUGACAGUUUUCGCAGUUGGUUUGCCUAAAGCUGAUCCGGAUGAGAUGGAGGAUAUCUCGAGUCGACCGAACAGCUUCCGGAUAAUAAAUACUAAUACAGCUGUUCAAGUGCAGCAGAAGAUCAAGACCGCUAUUGAAACGGCGGACGAACUUGCCGUCACACAAGAAUGCACGUUGGACGUAGUGGCAGAUAUUGCAUUUAUAGUCGAUCAGUCCAGCAGUAUCAGAUCCAGAAGCUUCCAUCUAAUGCGAAACUUUCUGGAGAACACCAUCAGAGGUCUGGACGUGGGCAAAGGUAAAAUAAAGGUGGCGGUGAUCCUCUACAGCGACGUCCCUCGGGCUGACGUUUACUUUAACACUUUCGAGGACAAGGCCGAUAUCCUGCGCUACAUUAACAGCAUCUCAUACGGCCGCGGCAAGACAUACACCGGAGCCGCUCUCACGUUUGCCAAAGAUCAGGUUUUCACCAAAGCGAGAGGCAGCAGAAGAGACCAGCGCGUUCAGCAGGUGGCCAUCGUCAUCACUGAUGGGAAGUCCACGGAUGAUGCGGCCAGCGCGGCGGCGGCGCUGCGGCGUUCUGGCGUCACUGUGUUUGCUCUCGGUAUAAAAGACACGCAAGAAUCUGAUUUGAAAAAAAUCGCGUCGUACCCACCCCGGAAGUUUGUGUUUAAUGUGGAACGCUUUGAUGAGCUGAAUUCACUGGCGAAGAUUUUACCCAGAAUGCUGUGCAAUGAUGUCGCAGAUGCUGUGAUACCUGUGAGAUUAAACGCGGUACAGGAAGGAUGCCAGCUAACAGCAGAAGCCGACAUCUACUUUCUUCUGGAUGAAUCUGGAAGUAUUUCCUACGAUGAUUUUGAUGAGAUGAAGAAAUUUAUUAUGGAAUUCCUCGAAGUGUUCGAGAUCUCGCCGGAUAAGGUGCGCAUCGGUGUGGUGAAGUUUGCCAGCCGAGCGACCGUGUCUUUCCGGUUGAACACGUACAGCACAAAAACGGCCGUCCAGCAGGCGGUGAAAGAUCUGAUCAUGGAAGGAGGCGGCACCAGGACCGAUCUGGGAUUGAUGGAAAUGAUUCCGCUGUUCAAGGAUGCCGCACACACAAGAGAGAAGAAGGUUCGCGAGCUUUUGAUCGUCAUCACGGACGGCAAGUCAGAAGACAGAGGGACGCCGGUGGAGGUCCCUGCUGAGGAGCUGAGGAACAUGAACGUCACCAUUUACGCCAUCGGUGUGAAAGACGCAUCUAUGUCUGAGCUGGAGCUAAUAUCCGGCAGCAGGAAAAGAACAUUUUAUGUUCAAAACUAUGAUUUCCUCAAGCACAUCAGGAAAGAAAUCCUUAAAGAAAUAUGUUCCUUUGAAGCAUGUGAAGGUCUUCUGGCAGAUGUCGUCUUUCUCAUCGAUGGCUCUGAAAGUAUUGCCCCCGAGGACUUCAACAAGACCAAGGAUCUGCUGGAGUUUAUGGUCGAAAACUUCGCGAUCGGUCCAGACAAGGAGCGAGUUGCUGUUGUUCAGUACAGCACAAACCCAAACCAGGAGUUUUUAUUAAACGCUUUUGACGAUAGGAGAAAAAUAAUACAUGAGAUAAGAACUAUACAACAGAUGAGUGGAAAAACAUACACUGGAAAAGCCCUCACAGAGGUGUCGCAGAUAUUUGACGUGUCGAGUGGCGGGCGGCCCAAAGCUUUGAAGUUCCUGAUAGUCCUUACGAAUGGAGACAGUGAAGAUGAGGUAGGGACGCCCGCUGAAGACCUGAGAGACAACGGCAUUAAUAUUUAUUCCAUUGGCAUGGGACCUUCAAACCGGCUGGAGCUGGAUGCGAUUGCUGGGUCUCACGAAAGAAUUUUCUUCGAAGAAAACUUUGAGUCUCUGCAUGAAUUAGGCAGCGAGGUCCUUCUGAAGAUCUGUAACACGGAAUGCAAGAGACCUGAACUGAUGGAUGUCAUCUUCCUUCUGGAUGCCGCUGGCACACCCAAUAAAACUGGCUUCCUGGAAAUGAAAACCUUUAUGUCAAAUGUGGUCCGCAAGUCUGAACUAGGAGAAAAGCGGGUGCGCUUCGGUGCGAUCGUCUACUCCAGCACCCCUCAUUCCGAGUUCACGCUAAACCAAUACUACAAACAGGCCGAUGUUGAAAGAGCCGUCUCGAGUCUCAAAGCCUCGGGGGGAAGCAGAAACACGGCUCAGGCCCUGAGGUACGCGCUGACCUACUUUAGCCAGGAUCACGGGGGACGACGUGCAAAAAAUGUCCCACAGGUGCUCUUCCUGAUCACAGAUGGACAGGUGGACGAUCCCGCCGGUCUGGAGAAAUGGGACGGUUUACUGGUAGCUUCGGAAGUCAACCUCUUUGCUAUUGGUGCGGCAGGAGCCCGGGAGGUGGAGCUAAGAACGAUAGCAGGAAGCAGAGGAAAAGUUCUCUAUGUGAACGACUAUCAUGGGCUGACCGGACUUCAAAAACAAAUCACGCGUGAGCUCUGCAAUCUCACUAAACCAGUUUGUGAGAAAGAGAUGGCAGACCUUGUAUUUCUAAUCGAUGGAUCAGAAUCUAUCAAGGCUCCAAGUUGGGAUGUAGUCAAAAAAACAAUGUUCGGCAUCGUGAAAGAGCUCGAUAUCGCUCCAGACAAAUGGCGAGUGAGUGUCGCCCAAUUCAGCGAUAUUUUUUUGGACCACUUUUACUUGAACACCUACAGUAGCUUAGCAGGUGUAAAUGCGGGUAUUCAAGAUAUCAAACAAAGAAAACAGGGCACGAACACAUGGAUGGCCAUAAGACGUAUUAAGGAAUACUUCACCUCAAAGCAUGGAUCCAGAAUCGCUGAGGGAGUCUCGCAGAAUCUGCUGCUCAUCACAGACGGAGAGGCUAAUGAUGACAAGGACUUGGAAGCCUUGGCCGAUCUCAGAGCCAAGAAGAUUGAAAUCACUGUUAUUGGUGUUGGAAAAGAAAUAAGAAAAUCUGAGUUGCUCGAGAUAGCUGGAACGCCCGAUCGGGUCCUGAUCGAGACCUUCGAAAGCCUUAAGCUGAAGACUACCAUAAAGAAAGUGUUGAGUCUGCUUUGCCGUCACCACCAAUCCAUAGACCCUAGGGAUUGCAAUAUUGACAUUGGGAUCGGGUUUGACGAGUCCAGACGGGCGACCACACAGCCUCUGUUAAGACCUCAUGUAGAGCCGCUGGUCCGAGCAGCACUUCACAGCGUCUCCGUGAUGCCAGAUCUGUGCUGCAUCACCACCGACAAAAUCGAAACUAAAAUAGGCUACAGGCUUGUUUCUGGUCAGGACGGCAGAGUUCUGGAGGAUUUUGACUUUGAGAAGUACAACGAGGAUGUGGCCAAGAAGGUGCUGUUACUGCGACCCGCCGUUCCUCUGGCCUUCAACACAUUCCUCUUGGAUUCCUUCAGAGAAAAGUUUGUCCGCUCCACUGCUAAAGUGAAGGUGUUGAUACUCUUCACAGACGGGUUGGACGACACUAUUGAGCAUUUGAUGGCGAGUUCGGAGAAACUCAAACACAGUGGGGUCAGCUCGCUGUUGAUCGUGUCUUUGGAGGGAGUCGUUGAUUUUCACCACCUGGAAUUUGGCCGAGGAUUCGACUACACGCAGCCACUGUCCAUUAACAUGCUGAAUGUAGGCAACGCUCUCAUGAAACAGAUUGAAUCAGUUGCUCUGAAAGAAUGCUGUAAUGUUUCGUGUUCAUGCACUGGUAUAUCUGGACCACGAGGACCCCCUGGUCGCCCGGCUCAAAAGGGCCUCCCGGGUGAGAUGGGAUACCCUGGAUUUCCUGGAGAUGAGGGUGCUAUGGGUGAGCGAGGACCGCCGGGGUUGAAUGGAACUCAGGGACACAACGGUUGCCCUGGCAACAGAGGAGGCAAGGGUCAGCGAGGCUACACUGGAAAUAAAGGAGAAGAUGGGGAGGACGGUCUCGAUGGAGUGGAUGGGGAACAGGGUGACACUGGUCUACAGGGGCUUGCAGGACCUGAAGGAGAUCCAGGCGAUGCUGGUAUGAAGGGUUUUAAGGGCUCUCCUGGACCCAAAGGACAUCGUGGUGUGAGAGGAGAUCCUGGCUCACCAGGACUACACAACAGAACUCCAGGUCUGAAGGGCGAGAGAGGGGAGGCGGGACCCCCGGGUGACGAGGGGCUUCCCGGACCCCCGGGUGACAACGGCGAAAGCGGAGAUCCUGGUGCUCCUGGGAGACGAGGCCUGCCGGGACUUCUGGGUGUCACAUCAGAUGAAAGAGGUGACCCGGGCCAGCGAGGACCUCAGGGUUACCCUGGACCAACAGGAGCAGCUGGUGGAGUCGGGACCACAGGAGACAGAGGUGAACCAGGUGUACCUGGAGUUCAGGGUCCGACCGGCCCGUCUGGAGUUGAAGGGUCUGAAGGAAAGCCGGGACGCAGAGGGUCGAGGGGUGUACCCGGUGACAUGGGGAUCAAAGGAGACCCGGGGCCAGACGGAUUCAAAGGACCUCCGGGUCAGGAUGGAAGAGAUGGAUUUGGACCGGCUGGACCCAAAGGGAACAAGGGAAAGCCAGGAUACAUCGGCCUCCCUGGUUUACAGGGUGAGGACGGUGCCAAAGGAUCCGGCGCAAGUAAAGGACACAAAGGCUACCGAGGAACACCUGGGAACGCUGGUGCUUCAGGUAUUCCAGGUGAUCCCGGGGAAAGAGGCAUGGAUGGACACAGGCUGCACAUGAGACACAUUGACUACAAGCAAAACAAUCAAAGUUGUACCUGCAAAAACAAGAAAAGGUUGAAAACAGAAGACAGACACACCCACACACAAAACACUCCACACACACAACACGCACACGCACCAACACACAGAGACACACACACGGAUGCGCACGCACACACACACAACACACACACACGUACGUACACAGACAAGUACGCACACACACACACACGCUCAGUGAGAGCACACGGCAAUAGAGGAUCGCCUGGAGCCAGUGUAAUGCCUGAAUGUGAACUGGUCGAGUACAUCCGCAACAACUGUGCUUGCUGUACAGCUAACAGAGGUCAGUGUCCAGCGUACCCCACAGAACUGGUGAUCGCUCUGGACAUGUCGGCCGGCGUCACCGCUCAGGUCUUCGAGCAGAUGCGAUCCGCCGCCCUCUCCUUACUGGAGAACAUUUCCAUUGCUGAGACCACCUGUCCGUGGGGGGCUCGCGUGUCCGUGAUCUCCUACAGCAGCGAGUCCAAGUACCUGAUCCGCUUCUCAGAUCACCAUCAGAAGAAACUCCUGCUGGAGGCCUUGAGCAGUAUUCCUCCGGAGAGAACCACGAAAACCAGAGAAAUCGGACAGGCCAUGCGCUUCGUGGCGCGGAACGUCUUCAAACGCGUUCGAGAGGGACAGCUCAUGAGAAAAGUGGCCGUGUUCUUCACGAACGGGCUGUCGGAAGAUGCGUCCAGCAUUAAAACAGCCAUGCUGGAGUUCAAGGCUGCGGACAUCGGUCUCGGAGUCGUGGCCUUACGCCCGGCCAAUGAUGUGCAGCUGGCUGUUCAGGUUGAUGACACGAGAAGCUUCAUCGUGGUUGAUGGAGAGGGAGUCAGUCGUAUUAAACAGUGCGUCAUUUGUUUCGACCGUUGUAACCCGGAUCCAGCCUGUGGCAUUAAUGUGAAUCCAGAACCCCUGCGGAUGGAUUUGGAUCUGUCUGUGUUAAUGGACGCCUCUGAUAACCUGAACCCUCAACAGCAUCUCAGCGUGAAGGAUCUCACACUUUCUCUGUUGGAUUCUGUUGACGUGAGCAGCGAGCCGAGCGCCGCCGACGGCAAAACCAGAGUGUCCGUCUACCAACAGAGCUCCACAUACAGCUCCUCUUAUAUCCACGAGGAGUUCAGCUUCACUACAUUUCAAGAUCGCAGCGUGAUGAAGAGACACAUUACAGAUACGGUGAAGCAAGCGGGCGGGGCGUCCCGUGUCGAGUUCGCUUUAGAAUGGAUGAUCACAAACGUUCUCCUGAAAGCCGAGAGACCACGGAAGAAGCAAAUGAUCGUGGCCGUCUUUGGCCAAGAGCACUUGAACAAAGCUCAGCUUGACUAUGUGUCUAAACUGUGUAAGUGUCAGAAUGUUGUUAUGUUUAUCGUCAUGGCGGGACAGACGUUCGACUGGAGACAGAUGGAGAAGCUCACCAGCUUUCCUCUGGAGCAAAGGCUCGUGUUCCUGGGAUCUGCCAGACAGAGAGAUCAAGAGUACGCCGGACGCUUCAUCAACGCCUUUCUACACCUGCUGAACAGACAGCCCAUUCCUCGAUCUGAUGCUCCGGCCCGUGAAUGUGAUGCUUUUCAGCCGAGAACCGUAGAGUUUGGACAAUCCGUGGAGAGAGAGGUCAUGCUCACCGUUCCCCCAACAGAAGAAGCUCAAGAGGAAGAUGAAGAGGAAUAUGCAUACACCGAAUCCUAUCUAAACGACUCCACUUUUACAGAAGAACACACGGAGGAACACGAAGAGGACCCAGCCGAGCCUCCCAAGAUCAAACACGAAUUGGAAAAUCACCCACAGGAUGAUCCCAAUCCAAACGAGGACGUUUGCCAGCUUGAUUAUGAUGCGGGAAGAUGCUCGGAGUAUUCAGUGAAGUGGUACUUCAACGUCCACAGCGGUGAAUGCCUUCGCUUCUGGUACGGCGGCUGCGAAGGGAACGGCAACAGGUUUAAUACUCGCAAGGACUGUGAGAUUGGCUGUCUAUAGAGUCCAGAAAAGCAUCUGCUGACACGUCUAAACUGUGAUAUUUAAUGAAUCGAAUGCAUCCUGAUUCAUAUUGACGUCUUAGGGAAUCGGCUUUUACAGCAGCUUCGUGCAUUUGUACAGAUGAGUUGGUACAUACAACAGCUGGUGUAUUUAAAUGAUGAUUUUUGAUCAAAGGAACGAAUGUUUGUUUGAUUAUAUUAAUGUAUUACCCGGUAGCAGAAUUUGUGAAAAGAGAAGUAUGUCCGUAUGGUGCUACAAAAGGUUUUUCACAGCAGAACCAUUUUUGGUUCCUUAAAGAACCGGUCCGUUCAUGCCUUUUUAUAGUCUAAAGAACCAUUUUUUCACUAUACCAAGAACUUGCCGAUAUUCUUGACACGGCGAAUUCGUGUCACUGGUUGGGCCAGUGCUUUUAAUAUCUCAGGUGUGCUUUAGACUAACUGCAUGAAGCGUGCUCCAGAAUGACUAACUAGGUGCCAUUUUAGUCAACAUUUGCCAUCUCUGUGUGCAGUUCACUGUAUUUCAGUCAAACAAACAGAAAUACACACGUUAUCUUUAGCUUAUAAUGCUACUUUAGUUACAUUGAUGUUAGUGAAAGUUGUAUUUGUAUCUCGUUUUUAAAAACUUGAACUCCCUUGGGUUGAGUUGGCCAUUGUGUUUCUGUUUUUUUCGAGGAAUAAAAACACUUUGGUAA